AUGGCAUCCCUCAGACGAAUUGCACUGCCGCUGGUCCUGCUCGCCGUGGCUGCAUGCCCUCAUCCUCAUGACGUCGAAGCAAGAGCUGGCGUGGCCGUGUCCAACUCACAGAGCUCGUUGACGUUCGUGUACCAAAACAAUCUGAACGCUUCCGACGAUGUCAAUCAUAUCGGAGCUAUCUUGCUCGACCCUACGACUGCGAGCUCGGCAUCAGCAGCCUGUGGUGCUUUGAACGAAGCCUUGUUGACACAAGCGUCUAUCCAAAACUAUAGCUCCGACUUUGUCUCUGCGUUGUCGUAUCUGGCUUUCGCGGGGAGAGUCGCGCCAAAUCAAGCUUACCAUAUAGCAGGAAAGAACUUGCAAGUUUCUCAAAAUUCGCAACUGUCGUUCCAGCCUACAGCGCAGGGCGAUUCCGUCCUACCCGUGUUGUGUACACAAAGUAGUGGGGCCAGCGAACCACCUAACUCGACUGCGAGCAGACCCAACGAGAUCAGCAUUGCGGCAGCUGGAAACACUUACAUUGGAUACCGAAACCAGAAAUCGUUUCGGUUCCUGGGUAUCAGAUACGCUAAUCCACCCCAACGAUUCCAGCACUCACAGAGGUAUACGGUAACAGGAAAGGUUGUAAAUGCUACUGCUUAUGGGUCCCAAUGCCUUCAAUUGGGCGGAGGGAGUGAAGACUGUCUCUUCUUGAACAUACAGACUCCAUACCUUCCCAAGGCUGGCUCGACUAAAGGUCUACGUCCCGUCCUAUUUUGGAUUCACGGAGGCGGCUUUACUGGAGGCACUGGUGCAGACCCCCUGAGUGACGGUGGCAACCUUGCAUCUAGAGAGGAUAUCGUUGUCGUCACUUUCAAUUAUCGACUCAGUACCCUAGGCUUUCUUGCCAUUCCAGACACAGACAUCAAAGGCAACUUUGGUAUAGGCGACCAGAUUGUGGCGCUCGAGUGGACGGUUCAGAACAUUGCCAAAUUCGGAGGCGAUCCCAAGCAAAUCACAAUCAUAGGCGAGUCUGCCGGUGCUGGCUCUGUUCGAACACUCCUUGGGAGUCCACUCGCCAUCGGUAUGUUUCAAGGAGCAGUUGCCAUGUCCAACCUGGGCGGUGGGGUUGAUCUCGGCCUGGAGGGGAACUAUGGCACCACAUACUCGUCUUACUACACGGUCAAUGAGUCCUAUACGGUUGCAGGCCCCCAGAUCUUCAAUGGGUCCAACUGUACCCAACCGUCAUUGGAAGGCAAAAUCGCAUGCCUCAAGCAGGUUAAUGCCACCGACAUUGUCUCUCUGGACACCGUCGCUCGGUACGUCGUCCAGGAUGGAACGAUUGUCAACACCCCCGAACUUGACGUUGUCAAUCGCAAUGGCAGCGCGGCGAAUGUGCCCAUUAUAUUUGGCAUCGCAGCAAAUGACGGCGCAUCGUUCUCGAACUUGUCGCCCACACCAAUCACGAACGAGACUGCAGGUUUAAUGUAUGGGCUCGGUAUCAACGAAUUGUAUGCCCGAGCGAUCAUCAAGUCUGGCCUGUUCCCGUACUAUGACACUGGCAAUGUGACCUUUGACUCGUUCAAUGUCACACAGCGGGUGGCGACAGACAACACGUUCCGCUGUAUCGACCAAGCCACCGUCUGGGCUGGAGCGAAGACUGGCGCGUUUCCUGCCGCAUACUACUACCAAUUCGAGCGGACGAUCAAUGGAUAUAAUCCCGAAAACGUGUCGGGUGCGCCAGCUACUCCUGGCUAUCCCAACGGGAACCCAAACUUGCCUUAUUUCAAGCUCCACGGGGCAGACAUGGCCUGGCUAUUUGGCAACUUCUACGACCCUUUGCGAGACGCAAACGAUCUCUACUCUGUCCAACUCGUUAGUGGAUACUUUGCUGAGUUCGUCAAGAGUGGGCAGCCGAACCCCCCAGUUGAUUACCUCAGGGCGAGGGCCUACACGAAGGCUUUGCAAGGCGUCCAGCAGUCGGGACCGUGGAAGAAGGUCAGCAGUGCCGCAGGCCCAAUCAAGCAUUUCAACUAUCCGUCAUACGAUGGGACCUUUGUGGAUUUGCCACAAUGUGCUUGGUUGAACUAUAGCAUCAGCUAUUACCUCGACCAGUGA
This is a messenger RNA of Exophiala spinifera, 2097 nucleotides long. RefSeq lists its product as uncharacterized. The record is from RefSeq and is a predicted model, not a curated record. Bases 1 to 2097 code for a protein of 698 amino acids. The transcript has a single exon. NCBI's taxonomy places the organism in Eukaryota, Fungi, Ascomycota, Eurotiomycetes, Chaetothyriales, Herpotrichiellaceae.